This is a messenger RNA of Contarinia nasturtii (swede midge), 695 nucleotides long. Its product is annotated as acylphosphatase-2. The record is from RefSeq and is a predicted model, not a curated record. Gene Ontology annotation, molecular function: acylphosphatase activity. The transcript has 3 exons. The coding region runs from base 229 to 537 and encodes 102 amino acids. Lineage: Eukaryota; Metazoa; Arthropoda; Insecta; Diptera; Cecidomyiidae.
GAUACCGAUUGCAAGCGCAUCAGUACAAUUCAACUCGUUGAACAAGUGCAAAUUAAUUCUUAAUUGUUAAGCGAAUAAAACGGUUUUGUGAUAGAAAGAUUUUUGUUCGAGAAAUUUCGCGGAACAUUUUUGAUCAGAAUAUUUCAAUUUUUCUUAUCGGAAUUUAUAGAUAAAGCUUGUAGAAAUUGCAAUUGAAGUGAAAAAGCAGUAAAAUUUAAUUAAAUAACGAUGGGUGUUCCAGAUAACAAUACCAUGUUGGUACAAGUGGAUUUUGAAGUAUUUGGACAUGUUCAAGGUUGUUCAUUUACAAAAUGCGCACGCGAAAAAGCCGAUUCACUCUCUAUUACCGGAUGGGUCAAAAACUCAAAGGCUGGCACUAUUAUGGGAAAAAUGCAAGGGACCAAAGGAAACGUUGAAAUCAUGAUUUCGUGGUUGCGAAAUGAAGGAUCGCCAGGUUGUAAAAUUGAGAAAUUAGAACUGACCAACCCCAAGAAUUUGUCACGAUACGAUUAUCCCAAUUUUGCCAUUCGAUUUUAAGCAAAUAAUUUUUACACUACAUCCUAUAUUGUCACCCAAUACCGUACCACUCUACCGAUUAGGAUUUUUAUUUCGUAUGUUUUAAGUUAAAACGAUGUUUACAAACUUUUCUCAAUAUAUUUAAUAAAUCAUUAAUAUACUUGCCAACUUAUGAAAAA